AGAGAGCUGUACUGACUGUUGCUCUGCUGUCUCUCUCUGCAUUGCAGCCCAGCGCUGGCUGCUGGAAGUCAAACCCAAAUGGCGACGUCCAGCUCCAGCAGUAACCCAUCAGCAGCAGCAGCCUCCAGCCUGAGCAGCAGCAGCGCGCAGCAGCACCCGACCCAAAGCCAGCAGCACAUCAGCAGCACCAUGAGCAGCAUGCAAGGGUUUCAGAUAAACCUGUCUGGACUUCCCCAAAGUAAACGUAAAGCCCUGAAGUUAAAUUUUGCCAAUCCUCCAAUCAAACCUACUUCCAGAAUCACUCUGAACACUGCCGGACUUCCUUUCCAGAACCCACACAUAGAACGGCUGCGAACACACAGUAUCGAGUCAUCUGGGAAGCUGAAGAUCUCUCCGGAGCAGCACUGGGACUUCACGGCAGAAGACCUGAAGGAUCUCGGAGAGAUCGGCCGAGGAGCGUAUGGCUCUGUCAACAAGAUGAUGCACAAACCCAGCGAACAAAUCAUGGCCGUCAAAAGGAUCAGGUCGACGGUAGACGAGCGAGAGCAGAAGCAGCUGCUGAUGGAUCUAGAUGUGGUCAUGAGGAGCAGCGACUGUCCCUACAUCGUCCAGUUUUACGGAGCUCUUUUCAGAGAGGGGGACUGCUGGAUAUGCAUGGAGCUCAUGUCUACCUCCUUCGACAAAUUCUACAAAUACGUUUAUUCCUCUUUAGACGAAGUGAUUCCAGAGGAGAUUUUAGGAAAAAUAACAUUAGCUACUGUGAAAGCACUUAACCACUUAAAAGAAAACUUGAAAAUUAUUCACAGAGACAUAAAGCCAUCAAAUAUCCUCCUGGACAGAAAAGGCAACAUUAAGCUGUGUGAUUUUGGCAUCAGUGGGCAGCUGGUCGACUCCAUUGCCAAAACCAGAGAUGCAGGCUGCAGACCGUAUAUGGCACCGGAGAGGAUAGACCCCAGCGCCUCCAGACAGGGUUAUGAUGUGCGCUCAGAUGUGUGGAGUUUGGGAAUCACGCUGUAUGAACUGGCCACAGGACGGUUUCCCUACCCGAAGUGGAACAGCGUGUUCGAUCAGCUGACGCAGGUGGUGAAGGGCGACCCGCCGCAGCUCAGCAGCUCAGAGGAGAGGCAGUUCUCCCCCAAAUUCAUCAACUUCGUCAACCUGUGCCUUACAAAGGACGAGUCAAAGAGGCCAAAGUACAAAGAGCUUCUGAAACAUCCCUUCAUUCAGAUGUACGAGGAGCGUACUGUAGACGUGGCCAGCUACGUCUGCAUGAUCCUGGAUCAGAUGCCCGCGUCUCCCAGCUCUCCGAUGUACGUGGACUGACACUCAUCCACGUGUGCAAAUGAGAUGGUGUAAAGAUUUGCUUUAUCACAGAACUGCAGUAUUAAAACGGGAAAGCGUACACAAGAGCACCGGCUGCGGCAGAACGGUGUUCAAUUCAAGCUCGACUGUAAGAUACCUCCUACCCAUGAUUCUCUCUCUCUCUCUCUCUUCACUGUCUCUCUCUCUCUCUCAUCACACACACAUCUGUAAAGCGUAUAAACACACACGCAUCUGAUGGGACAUGCGGUGCUCAAACCGCCCCGAUCUCUCUCUCAGAAUAGUGAUUUUAAACAGAUAUAAAAUAAUGAAUAAUAAAUAAGCCUGGAAUUGUAUUUAUACUUCUGAAAUCACUUGUGGAAUAUAUGAUUCGGAAAGCCUUCGACGUACUGGAAUCUGCUCGUGUCUGGUCCCCUCCUCUUCAUGUAUGUGAUAUUAAACACGUGUUUUGUAUGUUAAGGUGACUGACGCAGAGGUGGCCGGGGUUUCUGUAACGAGGACAUCCUCACUGUACAAUGACUAUGUGCUGAUAUUAUAAAUAAAACUGAGGAAUAUGGAAAGGA
Messenger RNA from Ctenopharyngodon idella (grass carp), 1883 nucleotides. RefSeq names its product mitogen-activated protein kinase kinase 4a (gene map2k4a). The record is from RefSeq and is a predicted model, not a curated record. Gene Ontology annotation, molecular function: ATP binding; JUN kinase kinase activity. Gene Ontology annotation, biological process: MAPK cascade; protein phosphorylation. The transcript is spliced from 12 exons. Bases 79 to 1323 code for a protein of 414 amino acids. NCBI's taxonomy places the organism in Eukaryota, Metazoa, Chordata, Actinopteri, Cypriniformes, Xenocyprididae.